Molecule: messenger RNA, 2094 nt
Organism: Emiliania huxleyi CCMP1516
Lineage: Eukaryota; Haptophyta; Isochrysidales; Noelaerhabdaceae
Exons: 8
Coding region: 1-2094 (697 amino acids)
Source: RefSeq, a predicted model, not a curated record
AUGCCAAUGCAGGAUCAGUCCCCCACUGGCAUCUUCUACCUCGCCGUCAACUUCAUCCUCGGCGCCGGCGUGCUCGGCUUGCCGCACGCCGUCGCCGCGGCCGGCAUCGCAGCCUCUGCCUUGUCGCUCGUCGUCGUCGCCGCGCUUUCGCUCCUGACGUGUUCGUGGCUGCUCGAGGCGGGAGACCGGGCCAACGCGGUGCAGAACCACGUCUCGAGCAAGGUGGUCCACCCCCUCACGCCGCACGAAGUUGUCGUGCGGCACGCCGACGGUGGCCAGUCGCUUCUCGAGCCAGCGGCGCCCUUCCACCGCCGCGACCGCGCAAACUCGAGGGACGGCGCGCCGCGCUCGCACUCGAGGGAGCGCACUCCGCGCUCCGCCCUCGUCGCCGCCCGCCUCUCCGCGCCGCUCACCGAGCCGCUCAUCGGCGGUGCUACCUCGCAGCUGGAAGGCCUCCCUGUCGGCGCCCCCUCGCAGCUGGACGAGUACCGCGCCGCCUACCGCUGGUGGGGGGGAGGCUUUUCGGCCCUCCGCCCGCUCCUCGUCUGGGAGCCGCAGCGCCACCGCGAGCUGCAGCCGCUCCAGCUCCUCCCUCCUCCGCCUCCGAUUGACGUCCCCCAGACCGUCGGCAGCCCCGCCACCUCCGCCGCAUCGCUCGACCCGGCGGGCGCCUCCGCGCCGCUCCGCAGGUCCGCCUCCUCCCCGGCGGAGCUGGCGUGCUGCGAGGCGGAGGUGCAGCAGGCGAGCGCGGAGGCGAGCGCGGCAGGUGCAGUCGGGGCUGGCGGCUACUCCUGCACCAACUGGGCCAUCCCUCGGCUCGGCGACCUCUUCGGCGAGGCGGCGCGAUCGCCCUUCGCGCCGCGGCGCGAGCCGCUCUACAGCCCUCCGCCCUUCAGCCCCGGCGCCGGCUGCUCGAGCGGCGCGUCGUCGGCGCUCGGCUCGCCUUACCGGCAGCCGCCGCCGCCCGCUGCCCGCUCGCACCAGCCGGGCGGUGCAGCACCGGCCCCGCUGCUCGAGCCGCUGCUUCCGCAGGGCGGGGGAGGAGGGGGAGGAGGGGGGGGAGGGGGCGACGUCGAGGCGGCGCGCGGCGCAAAGGGGUGCGGCGCGGGUCCUGACUGGAGCACUCCUGCGGACAUCUCUGCGCUCGAGGUCGCCCAGCUCUGCACCCUCUUCCUCGGCUGGAGGUCGCGCGCAGCUUGGAUCGGCGCCGUCUGCUCGCUGCACCUGGCGCACCCACACGCGCCCUCUGCGCCGCCCGCGGCGAUGUGGACCUGCUGCGCCAUCUGGGUUGCAACGGCGCACGCCUCGCUCGGCUACCCGCCCAGCCUCGACCCGACCGCCUCUCCUGGCCCGCUCCUCGCCCUGCACUCCGGCUCCGUCCAGCCGCUCGUCGACCUGCAGGGCUACAGCGGCGCGCUGCCAACCUUCCUCUUCUCGCACAUUGUCCAGCAGUCCGUCCCCUCGCUCCGCCGCGCCGCCGCGGCGCCCGAAGCGACGCGCGCUGCGCUCAGCGGCGCGCUGGCGGCGUGCUGCGCGCUCUACCUGCUCCUCGGCUGCCUCGCCGCCUCCUACUUUGGACCCGACACCGCCCCGCUCGUGACGCUCAACUUUGAGCUCUUCACGGGCGGCGCGCCCGCAGGCACGGCGCGCCCGCUCUGGGCGCGUGUCGUGGCGGGCUGGGUGACGCUGCUGCCGCUCCUCACGACGACCGCCGCCUUCCCGCUCUUCAACGGCGUACUGGCCGCCAACCUCGUGCACGCUCUACCACCCAAGCUCGCGACGCCCACCGUCGCCGCCGCGCUCUGCGCGCUGCCGCCGCUGCUGCUAACCGGCGCCGUCACCGACACGACCUUCCUCUUCCAGCUCUGCGGCCUCUCGGGGUUCGCCAUCGUCUUCUUCGUGCCCGCGGCGCUGCAGCACGCCUCGCUGCGCGCCUCAGCGGGCCGCGACACGCCCCACUCGACUUGCUUCUCGGGCGCGAGGCCGGUCCUCGCCGUCGUCGCCCUCGGCGGCGCAGCCUUUGCCCAAAACGCGUGGACGCUGCUCCUCCGGCCUCUCCUCGCCAGCCUCGUCGGCGCGGCGCCCGGCCUCUGA